Messenger RNA from Paramormyrops kingsleyae, 1034 nucleotides. RefSeq names its product myosin light chain 3, skeletal muscle isoform-like. The record is from RefSeq and is a predicted model, not a curated record. Lineage: Eukaryota; Metazoa; Chordata; Actinopteri; Osteoglossiformes; Mormyridae. Gene Ontology annotation, cellular component: contractile muscle fiber; myosin II complex. Gene Ontology annotation, molecular function: calcium ion binding.
UUCGACCCUCCCUGUGACAUCACAGUUCAUAGUUUAAUAAAGGGGGCUUUGAAAAUGCAGCAGCACCACUCUCCAGAGACCACAGGUUAUCUCGUCUCCUGCCUGUUCCUUGCUCCUCCGACCCUUCAGAAUGGGAGACUUCAGUGCUGAUCAGAUGGACUACUUCAAAGAGGCCUUUGGGCUCUUUGACAGGGUUGGCGACAACAAGAUUGCUUACAACCAGGUGGCUGAUGUCAUGCGCGCUUUGGGACAGAAUCCCACAAACAAGGAUGUGGUUAAGGUUCUUGGCAGCCCAUCUGCAGAAGAUAUGACCAACAAGAGAAUUGAUUUUGAUGCCUUUAUGCCCCUGCUGAAGACUGUGGAUGCCAUUCAGAAGGGAGCUUAUGAUGACUACGUUGAGGGUCUGCGUGUCUUUGAUAAGGAGGGUAACGGCACAGUCAUGGGUGCUGAGCUGCGCAUCGUACUCUCAACACUUGGGGAGAAGAUGACUGGGACAGAGGUUGAUUCCCUUAUGCAGGGACAGGAAGACGAUAAUGGCUCUGUGAACUAUGAAUCUUUUGUGAAGGCCAUCAUGUCUGUGUAAGACCAGCUGGAGUGGUGUGGAAUCCAAAAUAUAUCUGCAGACCCCAUGGUGUCAAGACAUCCACUCACAAUUUUUAAGACCAACCAAAGAAUGAAAGGGACUAUGGGAUGUCAUGUCAUAACCUCCCUACUUUCUGAUCUUUUCAUGACACGUUUUUUCCCUGUUCUCUCUGGAAGUUCUCCUUGCCACAGCCCCUCAAUCCCCUGCUAGUGAACCUUUUCACAGGGGGCUGGAGUGUGGGAUGGAGGAUGUUGACCACUCACUAAGCGAGGGUCACUCCUUCCACUUUUCCUACUAGCACACUCCUCACUGCCUUCUCAAGCCCACACUAUCCAGAAAUGCCUAAGGCAUUCUUAAAAGAAACUGUGGACCGGUUGAUGAAAUCUUCCCCCCUGAAAAUAGUUUCACGUCAACAUUUCACAAAAUAAAUUAUUCAAAUCGGUAAUCCCCA